Caenorhabditis remanei is the source of this 645-nucleotide messenger RNA. RefSeq lists its product as uncharacterized. The record is from RefSeq and is a predicted model, not a curated record. The coding region runs from base 1 to 645 and encodes 214 amino acids. Gene Ontology annotation, molecular function: guanylate cyclase activity; peptide receptor activity. The transcript has 6 exons. Gene Ontology annotation, biological process: cGMP biosynthetic process; intracellular signal transduction; receptor guanylyl cyclase signaling pathway. NCBI's taxonomy places the organism in Eukaryota, Metazoa, Nematoda, Chromadorea, Rhabditida, Rhabditidae.
AUGAGAGGCACUCCCAACAGUAUUUCUAAUUUCAGACAAGUAGCAGAACGAUUGAAAUUGGGACAAUCCGUGGAACCAGAAGCAUUUGAGAGUGUCACGAUAUUCUUCUCGGAUGUCGUUGGAUUCACUGUUCUCGCAAAUAAAAGUACUCCAUUACAGGUUGUCAACUUGCUCAAUGAUCUUUACACCACGUUUGACGCGAUUAUUGAGAAGAAUGACUCCUACAAAGUUGAAACAAUUGGCGAUGCAUAUCUGGUUGUCUCCGGAUUACCUCGACGAAACGGUACGGAACACGUGAAUAACAUUGCCAAUAUGAGUUUGGAGCUUCAGGAUAGUCUUCUUUCUUAUAAAAUUCCACAUUUGCCCCAAGAAAAAGUUCAAAUUCGAAUUGGAAUGCAUUCUGGGUCGUGUGUUGCAGGUGUUGUCGGGCUCACAAUGCCAAGAUAUUGUCUUUUUGGAGAUACUGUAAACACUGCCAGUCGAAUGGAAAGUAAUGGAAAACCGGGUUUCAUUCAUCUCUCAUCAGAUGCUCAUGAAUUGCUGACCUCAUUAUACAAAGAAUAUCUAACGGAAAGUAGAGGAGAAGUUAUUAUAAAAGGAAAAGGUGUGAUGCAGACCUAUUGGCUUCUCGGUCGAAAAGAAUAG